Messenger RNA from Guillardia theta CCMP2712, 1530 nucleotides. RefSeq lists its product as hypothetical. The transcript is spliced from 12 exons. NCBI's taxonomy places the organism in Eukaryota, Cryptophyceae, Pyrenomonadales, Geminigeraceae. Bases 1 to 1530 code for a protein of 509 amino acids. The record is from RefSeq and is a predicted model, not a curated record.
AUGGCGCCGGGGAGGCUGGUGAUGGAGAUGAGAAGGAGGCAGGCGAUGGAGAAGAACUUCGAUCGCCAGCUCCUUCAGCCCAGCGCUUCUCCUCUUCCUCAGGCUCGGCCGCUAGAGAGCCCUCCAGCAUGGAUCCACCUGUUGGAAGACAAGGUGCGAAGUCAGACGGCACCCUCGUGGGAGUACGACCAACGUGGAGGACGUGGGAUGGAGUAUGAGAGGAAGUUGAAGGAGAGGUUCGAGUCCCUGCAGCGAUCCAGCCACGGGGCUCCAACUCCCUUCUUCCAGUCACCGACCCACGAGGACUCGCAGCAUUUUAUCCCGUUUGGUCAGCAGACCUCUCCAGCGGUGAAUCACAGGAUCCAGGAUCAGAGUCUGGCACCAGCUCUGAGCUUCGAAGGAGGGGAUGGCGUCAGUCCCAACCAAGAGGCGGUUGGGGAGGAGGAGGGGGAGGGGGAGGAGCACAGGACUACCCGAGCUCGAGCGGAUCCCUCGCUCAAGAUUCGACGGCGAUCAAGUGCUGUCCAAGUCCGGACGCACCUCAUCGCUACCACCAAGGAGAUCCCCCCCUGGCAGCACCUCAAGCCUCCUGCCAACCCCAUGUACCUGCGGCCCGUGACCAAGCCUCGCUACCGCACCGAUGUCUGGAAGAUCCUGCCUACCUUCCGCGGCAACGUCAGCAUCAUGUCGAACAAGGGGACACAGGCGGAGGAAGGGCAGUAUGCUCCCUCGCUCGAUAUCCCCGGAGGGUCCUACUCCUGGAGGCUCGCCAGGUCUCACGCGGAAGGACGGUCGAAGACGCCCUGGAUCUCGGGAGAACACCACAAGUUCCAUGGCAGGCCCAAGGAGCCGGACUUCCGCCAGCAGGAGCGCGAGUUUGCUCUCAGCUGCUACACCCUCAGCAACUCCCGACCUGCCGGCGUCUCCUCCGGGCAUGUGAACCAGCCAAGGAGGAAGCAAACAGAGAUGCUGAGUAGGACGAUACAUUCCCAAGGCGUCCAGCUCGACCCUGAGGCCAGCUGUGACUCGGUUGCGAGUGUUGAGUCCGGAUUCCCCGCCGCUGCUCUCCUCCCCGGCAGUCUGAAAGAGAGCGUCAACGACUACCGGCAGUCUCUCCGACUUGCUGAGAUGAAGGAGCGGGAGCCAGAGCUGUACGUGGAGUCUCGACGCGUCUCGCUGGAGAGGCUGAGGACUUGCAAGCAUGACCUCGCUCUGACCCUGAGGCCGCACGGAGGUACCGAGGGGAUCAAGACCUCUUCCUCCUACAGGCUGUUGGGUACCCACGUGCUCUGCGAUGAGGAGCUUCGAAGUCGCUCCUCCUCCCUUGGCAGUCGCACGACCCUCCCCUCCCAAGACUCCUUCAGCUCCAGUCCCAGCACGCGUCCCCCGUCGCUGCUCGGUGCUCAGCUUGAGCUUCUGGUCGCAGCUGACGGCGCAGGCAACGUAGAGGAGAGUCUCCCUUCCGACCUGAGCGAGCUGAAGCGACUUCGCCUUGAGGCAGAGUCGGUGGCCUACGGGUGGAGGUGCUGA